This is a messenger RNA of Trifolium pratense (red clover), 1432 nucleotides long. RefSeq names its product L-type lectin-domain containing receptor kinase IV.4-like. Gene Ontology annotation, molecular function: carbohydrate binding. The record is from RefSeq and is a predicted model, not a curated record. The transcript has a single exon. The coding region runs from base 213 to 1283 and encodes 356 amino acids. NCBI's taxonomy places the organism in Eukaryota, Viridiplantae, Streptophyta, Magnoliopsida, Fabales, Fabaceae.
UGCAAAUUCAGCAAAAACAGUUAAAACGUAUUUAAUUUUCACAACCUCAACCCCAAUAACUUUUCUCCCAAUAUUCUUAACUUUCUUUCUCAGUUUUCUUCACUCUCUCUCAAACCCUAAAAAUGAACAAUUUCCCCUUUUGAUGCAAAUGGGUUCAAUUCACCAACUCUAAACCCACACCCACCAAAAUUAAACUCACACCCACUUCAAUUAUGGCAACAUUCUUCACUUCCCACCACUUCACUGCUUUUACUUUCCUCAUCUUAUUCCUCAAAAUCCAAUCUUUUGAUCCUGUUUCAUCCUUUAACUUCACAGAUUUUGGUAAAGAUCCAAAUUUUAAGUCUAUUGUAGGACUUUAUCACAAUGCAAAGGUUGCUAAUGGUGGUUCUGAAGCUCUUCUUUAUGGGUCUGAGGAUUCAGCAAAAUGGAUAGUCAGGUACAAAAAACCCAUCAGGGUUGUUGAUGUUGAUGGUAAACCAAAGAUGUCAGUCUCAUUUUCAACUUAUUUUGAAUUUUCAUUGUCUUUGGGUGAUGGGAAUGGCUUGGCUUUUGUUAUGGCUCCAAAGGAUGCUGAUGAAGAUGAUGAUAGUUCAUCUAGGUUACCUUUUGAUUUGAAGGUAAUAGAAACUAAGGAUAUUGCUGUUGAGUUUAUUGCUUCAAAUAAGAGUUCUGCUAGCUUUAGUAUCAAUAUUAAAGUUGGUACUACUCCUGUUAAAAAAAUCAAUGUCUCUUCUUUUAAUAUGGUUAUAAGAAAUGGUGGAAAGUUGUAUGCUUGGAUUGAUUAUCAAGCGAGUUCGAGGCAUUUGGAAGUUAGGUUGAGUCGAUAUGGUCAUUCAAAGCCGGUUGAUCCAUUGUUAUCGGAAUAUGUUGAUUUGUCGAAUAAUUGGAAAACUGGAGAGAUGUUUGUUGGCUUUGAUUCAAUGAAAGGGAGACCUUCUUCUCAACCAUGUUUUCUCUAUUCGUGGAGUUUUAAUUUAAGGCAUUAUCCACGACGGGUGCAUUCUGAGCCGCUGGAUCCGAAGGCUUUUUCUGCUAAGAACACACAUAGUCCAUCAGCAGGGAAGCCGAGGAGUGAUUGUGUUUUAAAAAUUCUUGCUGCAAUGAUAUUUGGUGCUGGAUGUGGAGCAUUGGCUGCAUUCACCGUGCUUUAUUUGUGGACAAUGUUUGGUAAUAGACGUCCUGUGGCUGUGGUUCCAGAGGAGUGUGUUAUGCAGCCGGUAGAUUUUGAGUACAAGAAAGUGAACAUUGUUGUAGAUAAACCCCUUAAAGAUGCUAAGGAGUAGAUCUACAGGAUUGAACUAGUUGGAUGUGUGUGUUGUAAAUCGGUGUUCCUUGUAUUCAGGUUUUGCUGUGUUGUAGUUUGGUAAAGAACUAAUUAAGUUGAAUUUUCUUAUGUUAUUGUCUAUUUUUGAGCAAAUUAAGAUUGAGAUCC